AUGGCCAAGAGAAAAACAAAGAGAAGAACUCAUCAGAAACCAAGUGAGGAGGAGGCUGCUAAAAUUCCCAAAUCCAUGGUGAUCCAUCUAGGCUCAUCCUUGAAGAAUCACUCACUAUCCCAACUUGUAUCUGACUUUCGAAAUGUCAUGCAACCGCAUACAGCUAUCAACUUACGAGAACGUAAAUCCAAUAAAUUGAAAGAUUUCAUAGUCAUGUGUGGGCCAUUGCAUGUGUCUGACUUGUUCAUUUUCAAUCAAACCUCAUCGGGAAACAUUACAUUGCGUAUGGGUAAAUUACCAAGGGGUCCUACAUUGCAGUUUAUGGUCAACACUUACUCCUUGUGUAAGGAUGUAAGAAAAAUAUUGAAACAUCCAAAAUCUGUUGGCAAGGAUAGUGCUGAAUUCCACCAGCCGCCAUUGUUGGUGUUGAAUGGGUUUUCCAACAAUGUCAAGGAGAUGCCGAUGCAUGAAAAAUUAAUGGUCACCAUGUUUCAAAAUAUGUUUCCACCAAUUCAACCACAAAACACCAAGGUCAAUACAAUCAAGAGAGUGUUGCUCAUUUCCAAGGAUAAAACUACCGGGCAAAUUGAACUCAGGCAUUACUCAAUAAAUACAAAACUCGUUGAAGAGAGUAAAAGUGUAAAGAAACUUAUUCAAUCACAUCACAAUUUAAAGAAAAAAUUGCCCAAGAUGACCAAUGCUCAGGAUGUUGCUGAUUUGAUUUUGGAUCCUUAUGCAAUCGGAGGAUUGACUUCGGAUAGUGAAGUGGAAGAUGACGCUGUUGUUGAAGUGCAACAUGAGGAGUUUCUCAAAAGACAAUCACAACAAAAUGAGAAUCAACCACAGCAGCAAGAAUCAAUCACAACUUCAAAAAAGAGAGCCAUCAAGUUAAUCGAAUUGGGACCAAGGAUAAACAUGUCAUUGUUGAAGAUUGAGGAAGGUUUAGUUGGAUCAUCAAAAACACUUUAUCACUCAUCUGUAUCCAAGUCGACAGAAGAAGCGCAAAAGCUUGAUGCUAAACACAAGUUGAAAGAAAAGUUGAAGCAAGAGAGGAGAGCAAAACAACAAGCAGCGGUGCAAGCCAAGCUCGAUAAGAAGAAGGCAAAGAAAGACAGGAAAAAGACAAGAUUUGCUGGUGAAGGUGGUGAAGACAAGGCUGAUGAUGGGUCUAGUGGUGACGAGGGCGCUGAUGAAGAUGAAGACAUGCCUGAAAUUAAUGCCGAAGAUUACGAAAAUGAUAGUGACUUGUAUAGUGAUGUAGAGGUAUAG
Lodderomyces parapsilosis is the source of this 1269-nucleotide messenger RNA. RefSeq names its product rRNA-binding ribosome biosynthesis protein (gene SSF1). Gene Ontology annotation, biological process: rRNA processing; ribosomal large subunit assembly. The transcript has a single exon. Gene Ontology annotation, cellular component: preribosome, large subunit precursor. The record is from RefSeq and is a predicted model, not a curated record. Gene Ontology annotation, molecular function: rRNA binding. NCBI's taxonomy places the organism in Eukaryota, Fungi, Ascomycota, Pichiomycetes, Serinales, Debaryomycetaceae. The coding region runs from base 1 to 1269 and encodes 422 amino acids.